This is a messenger RNA of Uranotaenia lowii, 5163 nucleotides long. RefSeq lists its product as uncharacterized. The record is from RefSeq and is a predicted model, not a curated record. The coding region runs from base 1 to 5163 and encodes 1720 amino acids. NCBI's taxonomy places the organism in Eukaryota, Metazoa, Arthropoda, Insecta, Diptera, Culicidae. The transcript has 3 exons. Gene Ontology annotation, molecular function: nucleic acid binding. Gene Ontology annotation, biological process: DNA integration.
AUGCCUUGUAUUGAAGAUAAUUUCAGCAAACAGGAACUAUAUAGGCCUUUUGAAACUCGUGGCGACGUAGUAGGAAGAUUCACCGGAUGGAACUCGGAGUUCGACGAGCGCCAGGACAUCCGGCUCGAAGGACCAUAUGACGAUAGCAGCAGCAGCAGAUUAACGCACGUGCAUGAUGGCGAAAUGCGACUUCGAAGUAUCGAGACGUCGUUCAACCUGAUCAAAGUCUUCGUUGAAAACUUCGACGAAGAAACUCAGUCGAUGGAAGUUCCCGUUCGGCUGGAAAACCUGGCCGUGUUGUGGGUGGACUUCGGCAAAACGCAAGCCGAGCUCGAAGCAGCUGAUGUUGACGACAAUGCGGUGAUGGAGCAUCAGCUAAAGCAGCGGGCCCAGUUCGAGACGGACUACUACCGGGUGAAGGGGUUCUUGCUGUCCGUUAAUAAAAGUACAUCGCCUCAGAGCUCCCACUCUUGUCACUCCAGUGCGCAUUUCCCUACUUCUUCGCAAAUUCGGCUCCCAGAUGUAAAACUUCCUGUUUUUAAUGGCGCUCUCGAAAAUUGGUUGAAUUUUCAUGACUUAUUUAUUUCGUUGGUGCAUUCGUCAACUGAAUUGUCCAAUAUUCAGAAGUUUUAUUAUUUGCGUUCGUCAUUAGCGGGGGAUGCGUUGAAGCUGGUACAAACAAUUGCGAUUAGCGCCAACAAUUAUCCAGUUGCAUGGAACUUGCUGAUUGACCACUUCCAAAAUCCUGCACGUCUGAAGCAAGCCUAUGUCGACUCCCUUUUUGAGUUUGCUCCGUUGAAAAAGGAAUCUGCAAGUGAUCUUCAUUCUCUGGUGGAACGAUUCGAAGCUAAUGUCCGCAUCUUGAAGCAGUUGGGAGAGAGAACCGAGUUUUGGGACGUGUUGCUGAUUCGUAUGCUCAGUAUUCGUCUCGACCCCACUACACGAAGGGAUUGGGAAGAAUUUUCGUUGACUCAUGAGGCAGCUACCUUCCCAGAUCUGGUCAGCUUUCUUCAGCGGAGGGUCACCGUUUUGCAGAGUGUGAGCAACGUUCAACUGGACACUUCCUCUUCUUCAGCACCCAAAAAACCGGUUCAUCGAUCAGCAGUCAUCAGCAAUGGAGCCACUCAAGUUUCACCACGCCAAUGUUUCGCCUGCUCUGAACACCAUCCACUUUAUCUAUGUCAGACGUUCGCCAAGAUGACCAUCGAAGACAAGGACAAACUAGUACGCCGUCAACAACUCUGUCGGAACUGCCUACGGAAGGGACAUCAAUCCAGGACUUGUCAAUCGAAAAACUGCUGUCGAAAAUGCCGAGGGCGCCACCAUAGUCAACUAUGCAGCACAGGUACCAGCCAGGGUGAAUCCAGCAAGCCGAGAGCGGAGGGCAAUACAUCCAGGGAUCCUGACCCUUCCAGCCAAGAAGUGUCAUCAUUAUCUGCAGCAGUCGGGAAACUUCCAAAGAAGGGUCACCCUAACAAGGUGCUUCUAGCAACGGCCGUGAUCAAACUGACGGAUGAUUACGGCAAUACUCACUUCGCCAGAGCGCUCCUCGACUCGGGUAGCGAAUGCAACUUCAUCACCGAGUCAUUUGCGCAAAAACUCAAAGUUCGUCGCACCAAAGUUCACCUCUCCAUCUCCGGAAUUGGUCAGUCAUCCACUCAAUCUCGCUCCAAGCUUCGCACCACAAUUCACUCUCGAGUUACCGGAUUUUCGACCAUCGUAGAGCUCCUCGUACUGCCUAAACUCACUCUAAGUUUGCCAUCCGCCACUUUAGACAUUUCUAAUUGGAACCUUCCGAAAGAAAUUCAGCUCGCAGAUCCUAACUUUUACCAAAGCAACCCUAUCGACAUCGUCCUUGGUGCAGAAAUAUUCUUCGAUCUUUUCAAACCGCCUGGCAGAAUUCCUCUCGGAGAUUCACUGCCUGUUCUUGUGAAUUCUGUUCUGGGAUGGGUUGUUUCUGGGAAAGUUACCAACUCUACUGCUACCAGCUCCGUUAUCGCCAAUCUUGCCACCGUCGCAGAUAUUUAUCGCCUCAUGCAACGAUUCUGGAUCAUCGAAGAGGCAGAUUCAGCUCCCUGUAUGUCAGUGGAAGAAGCAGCCUGCGAAAAGCACUUUUCGCAGAACGUUCAACGCACCCCAGAAGGUCGAUACAUCGUUCGAUUGCCGUUCAAGGAACCUGUUUCCAGCGUAGGCGACAAUCGCAGCAUAGCACAACGUCGAUUCCGCAUGGUCGAGUCUCGUUUGCAACGAGACACCAAUCUACAGGCUCAGUAUCACGACUUCAUGGCUGAAUACGUCACCUUAGGGCACAUGCAGCGAGUAGACACUUCUACUCCACCUACCCAGCAGUAUUACCUUCCUCAUCAUGCGGUGAUUCGCGAAGAUAGCUCGACUACCAAGGUGCGAGUCGUCUUCGAUGCUUCGUGCAAGUCAGGAUCUGGCAAAUCGCUCAACGACGUGCUCAUGGUCGGGGCAGUCAUCCAAGACGACCUUCGUUCCAUCAUCCUGAGAACCAGAAUCAAUCCCGUUUUGCUCAUCGCUGACAUCCAAAAAAUGUACCGUCAAAUCCUGGUCGACGAACGAGACACUCCUCUCCAGCGAAUUCUUUGGCGAAGUUCACCGGACGAGCCUCUCAGCACGUUUGAGCUGAAAACAGUCACCUACGGCACAGCUAAUGGCAUUCCUUCCGAACGACGUGCGCUUCAAUCAUCAGUCGAGCUCGCAGCUGAUCAGACCAUCAAAACCUUGGGGUUGCACUGGGAACCAGCUUCGGAUCACUUCCGGUUCCAAAUUCGGUUACCUGAACACUCUCGAGACGUGGUUCUCUGCAAAAGGUUGGCCCUCUCACAAAUCGCCCAGCUGUUCGACCCGUUGGGAUUGGUAGGCCCUGUCAUCGUUACUGCGAAAAUGUUUAUGCAGACUCUGUGGAGUCUGAACUCCGACGACGGCAAGCCAUGGGGAUGGGAUCAACCACUACCACCCUCUCUGACCACGUAUUGGCAAAAUUACUAUGCGCAAUUACCUGUCCUCGAUCAGCUUCGAAUUCCACGAUGCGUCGUGCUUCCCGAGUUUGAAUCCAUUCAGCUACACCUGUUUUCUGAUGCUUCAGAAAACGCCUACGGGGCCUGUGCCUACUUCCGAUCAAAGGACUCAUCAGGUUGUAUUUCCGUCGGCCUUCUCACUGCCAAAUCCAAAGUCGCUCCUUUGAAAAAACGCAGCAUUCCCCGGCUUGAACUUUGCGGGGCUCUCGAGGCAGCCCAAUUGUACCAGAAAAUCUCCUCAACCUUCGGAAGGAAGUUCGAAACAUUCUUCUGGGUCGACUCAACCACGGUGCUCGCCUGGCUGAAGGCGACUCCCUCAGUUUGGACAACUUUCGUGGCCAAUCGGGUUUCAAAAAUCCAGCUUGCAACAGUCGGCGCUUCCUGGAAUCACGUAGCUGGUCAAGAGAACCCUGCUGAUCAUCUGUCUCGAGGAAUUGACGCCAAAACGCUGAUCUCUUGUAAACUGUGGUGGAAUGGACCAAAUUGGCUUCGGUCCGAUGACUUUUUGCAGCUGACAUCGCUAUCAAGCACCUCCUACGAGACCCAUCUAGAGUUUCGCACAUCCAAACCGGUCGGCCUAACAGCCUCAGCAGACAGUUCCUUCAUCGACACCUUUGUUGGCCGAUUCUCGAAGUACCAAACCAUGCUGCGCGUCACAGCAUUCUGCCUCAGGUUGUCACGCAAGUCUAGAAGCGCAGAAGCCAGAAAAGGAUCCUUCCUCUCAGCGACGGAAAUUCGCGAUGCCGAGAAUGCCCUCAUACGACUUGUGCAAGCCCAAGAAUUUUCCGAGCACGUAGCAGCCCUUCAAGCAUCGAAGCCAGCUCCAAUCAGGUCCCAACUACGAUGGUUUACUCCGUUCUUGGAUGCAGAUCGCCUGAUGCGUGUUGGAGGACGGAUCGACAAAUCAUCAUUAAACUACGACGCCAAGCACCAAAUUAUUCUUCCGUGCCAUCAUCGGUUCUCCGCCCUGCUGGUGGAGUGCUAUCACGAAAGGCACUUGCACGCAGCACCACAAUUGCUGCUGGGAAUCCUUCGAUUGCGGUACUGGAUCACAGGGGCCAGAAAGCUGGCCAAGACAGUAGUUCAUCGCUGCAUAAUCUGCGUCCGAGCUCGCCCAAAAUUGGUUGAACAAUUUAUGGCAGAGCUACCAAAGGAACGCGUAAUUGCCGCCCGACCCUUUUCGGUUUCCGGAGUCGACUAUUGGGGCCCGAUCCUGCUUAAACCUCCACAUCGUCGAGCAGCCCCAAUCAAGGCAUUUGUAGCGGUGUUCGUCUGCUUUACUACGAAGGCUGUCCAUAUCGAACUCGUAUUUGACUUGACGACAGCCAAAUUCAUCCAGGCUCUUCGUCGCUUCGUGUCUCGCCGAGGGCCACCAUCAGACAUCUACAGCGACAACGGGAGAAACUUUCUUGGUGCCAGCAAUGAAUUGCGCAAACUUCUGCGCUCGUCCGACCACGCACAAGGAGUUGCUGCCGAAUGCUCCGAUUCCAACAUCAGGUGGCAUUUUAAUCCGCCACGAGCAUCUCAUUUCGGCGGAUUAUGGGAAUCCGCAAUAAAUUCCGCCCAAAAACAUUUCCUUCGAGUCGUCCGUGAUCGUCCGUUGGCCUACGACGAUAUGGACACAUUAUUGUGCCAGAUAGAGUGCUGCCUCAACUCGCGCCCGAUUACUCCACUGAGCGACGAUCCGUCGGAUUUCGAGCCGCUUACUCCAGGGCAUUUUCUAGUGGGCACCUCCCUAAAAUCCGUCCCAGAUGAGAACUUCAACGACAUCCCAUCGAAUUAUCUACGGAAGUGGCAGCAAACCCAAAAGCUGUUGCAAGACAUCUGGCGUCGAUGGCACCUAGAAUAUUUGUCAUCAUUAGCACAAAGAUCUAAGUGGUUCAACUCACCUGUGGCAUUGAAGGAGAACCAGCUCGUCCUUCUUAAGGAGGAUGGGAUUCCACCAAUUCGCUGGCCAACGGCCAGAAUCUCCAAAUUGCAUCCAGGGACUGAUGGCAUCACGAGAGUCGUCACUCUGCAGACCCCGAAAGGCUCUUGUACUCGUCCGGUGGCGAAAGUUUGCCUUUUGCCCAUUGCGUCAUCGUCGGAGGAAAUUAAAACACCGCCCGCCGCUGACCAAUAA